AUGGCAUCAAGUAUGGCUUUCAUGAAGUACCUUCACUUCUCUGUACUUAGUAGAGCUUUCAAAGUGUUUAGAAGCGUUUCCAGUGUGAGAUCUAUUCAGUUUCCAUCACCCUGGAGCCGCCAUGAUGUCUUAAUGAGCACUGCAGCAUCACGGCAGCCUUCUAUUGCCAACAGAAGGUCAAAUCUCAUGGCCCAGUUUGAGCAAAUAAAGAGUCAGCAUCCGAACUACAUACUGCUGUUCCAAGUUGGUGAUUUCUAUGAGCUGUAUGGAGACGAUGCAAGUGAAGUGACAUCCAAGACCCCUCUCCGACUGACCAGGAAGAACAAUACAUUCAUGGCAGGCUUCCCAACCAAGGCUCUCAGCGAGUGGCAGAGACUACUGGUGGAGGCUGGGUUCCAGUUGGCCAUCUGUGAUCAAAAUCCUGCACCAAAAACUAACAAAGGAGAGAAAGUGUAUCUUCUUGGUCGCAGUGUGGUCAAGUUGGUCACCCCUGGCACUCUUGUAGAGCCUCUGAGCAACCAUGCCAACUAUCUCCUCUGUAUCAACCCAGGACCUAGCAACACGGUAGGCCUAGCCUGGGUGGACAUUUCCACUGCCGAGUUUUCAGUGACUUCCACUGAAGGCCAGAACAUUGAAGAGGACAUUGAGAGAAUUUGUCCCUCUGAGAUAUUGCUCCCUGAAGAUGUGAUCAUGGCUGUUGAAGCUGGUACAAGUGUUGGUCCAUCUUCCUCACCUUGUCUGGAAGAGCUGGUGAAAUGCUCUGCACUGAGAGAGAGUCAUUUGACUACCAUACCACAAUCCUGGUACCAGCCACAGCUCUUAGACCCCGGCCUUCACAGUCUAGAUGUUUCAAAAUACAUCAGUCAAGAGAAAUUUUCCACCCUGGAGACGAGUGCUGCUAUUGCGCUGCUGAGGUUUGUGAUGCACACACAGAGAAGUGUGGUCCCAUUCCUCUCCCCCAUCGCCCGCUACUCACACCAUCAGCACAUGGCCAUUGACCCCAACACACGCAGGGCACUUGAGCUGGUCACGCCGCUGUACAGUAACACGAAGAAGACCACUCUGUUGGGUUGUAUGGAUGGAACAGUGACGGCGGCCGGGGGGAGGCUACUCAAAGCAAGACUAUCGUCACCUUUGACUAGCAUCCCAGACAUCAAUAAGAGGUUGGAUGCAGUAGAAGUGUUCAGAAAUGAAGUGUUUCAUUGUGAAAUGAUUGUUGGUAUGCUCAAGAAGUGCCAGGAUCUAGAGAGAAUUUUACAAAAAGUUGCUACUAGCUCUGCUAAUAUCUCAGACCUGCUAGCCAUUAAGACAACUCUUGCUUUGGCUGCAGACAUCAUGGCUUACAUCGAAGAACACUUGCCAAACUGCCCUGUAUUGGAUAUGGAAGGCUUUGUUGACCUGUCCAGCCUCGUCCAAGAACUAGACAAUGCUCUGUGUGAUGUUACCCAUGGAGACUACAUAACCACAGGAUAUUCUAAAAAGGUGGACGCACUUCGACAGGACAUACAGAAUAACGAAGAACAGCUAACACUCUUUAUUGCCUCCCUCCACUCGUCCCACCCCGGCCUCCCUAAGAUGACCAUCGUAUCUCAUAAAGGCUACAUCAGAGUCUUAGAAGUCACCAAAUCUCAAUCCUCCAAGAUGGAAAAAUGUCCGGAGCUAAUCAGAAUAGACGGUACACAGUCCAAAGUACGAUUCAGCAAUUUACAGCUACAGAAACUUAAUGCAGAACUGCAACGGCUUGAACAUUCCUACUCCACUGCUCAGAGCGAGCUUUUCAAGGGCCUUUGUGAGAACGUGAUGGGAGAAGCAGAGAGUAUCAAGAGUACUGCACUGGUCCUAGCACACCUCGAUGUGUCCACUUCCCUAGGAGCGCUGGCUAUGGAGAGGGCAUAUUGCAGACCAGAGUUGAGGGAGGAGCCAGUGUUUAAAGUGGGCGGGGCUACUCACCCGGUCAUCUCCAGCGUAGGAUUGGGGACAUUUGUUAGCAAUGAUUGCAUCAUGGAUGAUCAUAGACUGUGGGUAGUGACCGGGCCCAACAUGGGAGGGAAGAGUACAUUUCUGAGGCAAAAUGCUCUCCUGGCUGUUCUAGCACAAACGGGUAGUUUUGUGCCAGCUGAGAAUGCUACACUGGGUGUAGUGGACCGCCUCUUUGCUCGAGUGGGGGCGAGUGAUAACAUUGCCAGACACAUGUCCACCUUCCACAUGGAGAUGACAGAGACGGCUAACAUCCUCAGCAACGCCACUGAUAGAUCUUUUGUUGUGUUGGAUGAGAUAGGAAGAGGCACAGGUACGUCUGAGGGGCUGGCUAUUGCUCAGGCUGUCAUUGAGUACCUUCAUAACAACAUUGGUUGUCGUUCGCUGGUUGCCACGCACUUUCACCAACUGUCAGGCCUGGCCCAAGCUCAUCCUAACAUUGGCUGUUAUAAACUUGUUGCUCAUAGCAACCAGAACGGGAUCGUAUUCACUUACAAAAUAGAGGCUGGCUAUGUUGAGCGGUCCUUUGCUACUGAUGUGGCCAGAUUAGCUGGGAUACCAAUGGAGGCUGUCAGGAGAGCUGAGGAGCUGUUGGCUGACAUUAGCUAGAUGAUGAUUCUCUCCCAUGCAUGUACUCUGACAAACAUCACACUCAUUUCAUGAUCAGUUUUGUUCCAUAAUUACUUGUCUUAUCGUAACUAUACGUAUACGUAUUUCAGCUUUCAUGCAUUGUGUAAAAAUGUCACGUU
Halichondria panicea is the source of this 2726-nucleotide messenger RNA. Its product is annotated as DNA mismatch repair protein MutS-like. Gene Ontology annotation, biological process: mitochondrial DNA repair; mismatch repair. Gene Ontology annotation, molecular function: ATP-dependent DNA damage sensor activity; ATP binding; mismatched DNA binding. Gene Ontology annotation, cellular component: nucleus; mitochondrion. Bases 1 to 2586 code for a protein of 861 amino acids. The record is from RefSeq and is a predicted model, not a curated record. NCBI's taxonomy places the organism in Eukaryota, Metazoa, Porifera, Demospongiae, Suberitida, Halichondriidae. The transcript has 22 exons.